This is a messenger RNA of Pestalotiopsis fici W106-1, 2712 nucleotides long. RefSeq lists its product as uncharacterized. The record is from RefSeq and is a predicted model, not a curated record. NCBI's taxonomy places the organism in Eukaryota, Fungi, Ascomycota, Sordariomycetes, Amphisphaeriales, Sporocadaceae. The transcript has 2 exons. The coding region runs from base 1 to 2712 and encodes 903 amino acids. Gene Ontology annotation, biological process: protein secretion.
AUGAAUAAUCUAGCCGGAACACAAGGCGCCCUUCAGUCCUCACUCGAAACUAUAGGAACCAAAGCUUUCAACCCUGACAGUGAGGAAGCAUCACGUGGAGAAGCUCAGCGCGAGUUCGGAAACCUCAUAUCAAGUACAGGGACCACAUCUCUCAUUGCAGCGCUGAAUGCCCUCAUCAAACCCAAUCGGGUUCCAAGAUGGCUCGCUUUGAGGUUCAUGGAUGUCUUGACACUCCUCCCCCAACGACCUGAUGGUGUCAGGGCCACGCUAGAGUUCAUUUUUUCUACCCAUCCUUCGAGCACUGUAAAAGCUUCGGAAGCAGCCGGGCCGCAGAAGCAGGGCGCCAACAUUACCAUGGAAGCCAUGAAAAUGGCAGCCAACCUUUUGGCCACCCCUCCUGCCGGGGUCACGCCGGAGCAGUGGUUUCCGGGCAUAGCGCCUCAACUUCUCGCGCUCCUCGAUGGCGCCGAAGGUCCGGAUCUGGUUAAAGUAGCUGCCUAUGUCAUUGGAUUCGGCAUAUUGGGAAGGAGGCAGUUUGGCGCGCCAGGCACACCCGGGUGGCGAUCAUUUGCGGAACCUAUGCUCGCAGCCAUCAACCCCUCGCUGUCAUCUGAUAAAGCUGCCCAUGAGACAAUGAUCUUCACUGCUGGCCCCGACGACAUCGUUGAUCUGCAGAAGGAGACGAUAAUCCGACAGCCGGUUCACUUGGCGCUGGCAUUGAAGCGACUUACCUCUCAACUGAACUCGCAUCCCAAUCCCGGAUUGACAACAAGGCUUCUUUCGCCCCUGGUAAAGCCACUGUGGACCCUCAGCUCUUGGCCUGAAGCCGACCUAGAGACUCGCGAGACAAUCUGCUCUCCAGCAAGAAACUUGCUUUCCAUCUACUUCAAAAUCGCUGGGCAAGCAGAGAAAUACUUAAACUUGGUCGACUUUCUUCUCUAUAACGGAGAUACUCUCUCUGAAAAUUGGGUAUGGCGCUACAGUCAGCAGGAGCCACAAAUAUGUGUUGUACGAGCCCGUGGUUCUGUCGCAAAUGCAGUUGUGGAGCUUGACUGGGAAAGUUUGGGCCCCAAAGCGGUGUCUUUCGUUGAGAUACUGCAAUGUGCUGCCUCGGAUACGGAUAUUUCAACCGUCUUUCUCACGCUCUUUCGCCGCUCGUUUGCAAAGCAACUCACGACGCAGCAAGAUGUAGUCAUGAAAGUCGACGAGGAUGAAGAAAAGGAAGACCCCGUAAAACGUAUAAUCGAGUCACAAGUGCUGCAAGUCAUGAUGGAUAGGAUUCCCGACAAGUUGGUUGCAGACUCCAAAGGCCUACUUGAGCUUGCCAGCCAGGUGCUAGCUGAUUUUGAGGCUUCGUCUGAGAAUGCCGAGUCAGUGGCGGUCGCCUUGAGUCUUUUGAAUAUCGUCAUCACAACACCGAACUUCCAGAGGUCGGACAUGAAUAAGGAUGUCCUCAAUUCUAUCGAAUCGUCUCUAGAGAGAAUCAGCCAGGCUGGUCAUCCCGACAUUUCACAGACGGCCAAGAAUCUCCGUCUGCUUCUUACCUACAGGGACGAAAUCGAAGACCCCUUGGAGCGCACGACAGCACCUACGGACCGCCAGAUCGAAGACCGCAAAACUUACAGCCUGGCAAUGUCUUACAUUACCCAGCUCGACUCACCUCCACCAGUCCGUGCCGAAGGACUCAACCUUAUCUCGGGUCUCAUCAAAGCAAACAGCUCGGUAGUUGAUAUUCAAGGCAUUCUCGUUCUUUGUUCUUCUCUGCUUGGCCAGGAAGACGACUACAUGAAUGUCCGCGUCAUGAAGCUUUUCGUGCAAUUGUCAGAGAAGCAUCCCAAAUCAGUCCUAAAGGAACUUCUGGAACACUAUGUUGAUGCCGAUGAGCGUGCCAAUGUCGACACACGCCUGCGAUUUGGCGAGUCCAUCUUGCAGGUCGUGCAGCGGCUGGGUGACAUGUUCUCAGGUGAUGCCGCUAUUCAAGUCGGCGAGAGCAUGCUAUCGAUUGCUGGCCGACGUGGUCACCGAGCCAAGACUGAAGCAAAACAGAACCGGGAACAACGUCUCCGGGAACAAAAACAAAAGGCCGCCGAGAAGGCAUGGGGUGGAGACGUGCCCGACCUGAGCGAGCUGCAAGAAGAGGGCAAGGGACAGACCGAAGAGGAAAAGGCUCGAGACGAUGUCUUGGCCCAGAUUCUUCAGGGCUGGGAAAGUAAGCGUGGCAGCGAAGAUAUUCGGAUCCGAGCCUCUGCGCUCUCCGUCUUCUUGGUCGGCAUGGAGACCAACAUCGCCGGCUACGGCUCGACUUUAGUGGAAGCGAGCGUGGACUUGUGUCUGAACAUUUUGACAAUCGAGACGGAAAUGGAAACAGCCAUCCUAAGACGAGCUGCCAUCGUACUCAUUCUAACCUUUGUCAAGGCCCUCGCGGACGCUAGAGAAGCGGGCAAACGUCUGGGCUUUGGGUUGACGGAUGCUAGUCGCGAGGAAAUAACCAGGAUUUUGGAUUAUGUAGCUGGCACAGACACCGACGGGUUGGUCCGGCAGCAUGCCUCUGAUGUGGCAGAAAGUCUGCGCAACUGGCAAAUGACCAGCAUGUUGCCAGAAAUGAGAGCACCGCCAGCUGGGCUGGAGACACUCGCAGGACUCAAUCUUGGAAGACCCGACUUGCCCGCUACGGCGCCUGCUGUAAGACCGAGGAUUGAAGAGAUUGAAUGA